AUGGGAGCAGUCGACCAAACCCUCACUCGCAUCGAGGCUAAUGGGCCCCAACCCCACACACCAGAAGACCGGAAACCACCGGCAAUCGAAGCCACGCCCAGGCCCCUAUCCAAAGCCGACCCUCUUCCAGCGCCUAGUGCGCCCCUCAUCGCCUGGGCUAACCCCACCAAGCCUCCCAUCACCUUCGCCCAACCAACCCCUGUCCGGGCCCCCCCACGAGUCCAAACUCCCGCUCCAUCUUCGCCUAUCAGGCUCCGCUCCCCCGUUGCCCCUCCACCAGCGGCUCCAGUAGCCGCAUACCAAGCCCCCGUCAAGGUAGAUCACCCUGACGCCUAUAUGGGGAAAAUUGGGAAUGAGUCACGACAAUGGCUCACAAGAAUGAUGGCAUGGGUCCGCCUUAACCAGCGCAUGUUCCCAACGGACCAGGAGGUACUCUCAUUCCUCCUAAUGAACAUGAAGGACGCAGCAGGAGCAUGGGCGCACCCUCACCUCGACCAACUAGGGUCCCACAGGGCCAUCAUCCAAACGGUAGAGGACUUCAGGAGGGAAUUCCUGGCUGCAUUUGGGAACCCAGACGCCACAAGGGCCGCGGAGCGGCAAAUCACCUACCUCACUCAGACAGGCACCUGUGCUGAGUAUAUUACAAAGUUUAGGACCAUCGCCAUGGACCUAGACUGGAACGACGCCGCCCUUCAUGGGCAAUUCGCACGUGGCCUCCACUGGGAGGUCAGCUGCCUCAUCGCCACCCGAGAGCGGCGCCCCACUACCCUCCUGGAGCUGCAGAACGCAGCCCUGGUCAUCGACAACGCCCUCCGCGAGGAGCGUGCCAGCCACCCGCCUAAGGGUAGUAAGUCUGGAACUUCCUCCACCCCCAAUAGGGGGGCAAGUACCGGCCAACAGGCCACAAAACCAGGGCGCCUCUCCAGUGACCCCAACUUUGUCUCCAAGGAGGAGCGAAACCGCCGCAGGGCUGAAGGCCUCUGCAUCAAAUGCGGUAAAGCGGGCCAUAAAUUUGCGGAAUGCCGCACUGGCUGGAAAGCCACACCCAAGGAGGAAGGUGUCAAGAAGGAAGCCGCCAAAAUUGGCGAAGAACUAAGGGUACCUGCUGCCGCGCGCAAGGACCCUAAGGACUCUAGGCUUAUUGAAAUCUGUAAUAUAUCAAAUAGCACCAAUAGAAUUUCCCCACUCUUCACAAUCUCAAUUAAGCCAGAGAAACAAGCGGACCCACUAGAAGUCCUGAUAGAUUCAGGCGCUACAUCAUCAUUCCUUCAUCCUCACACCGCGGAACGACUCCGCCUGCCCCUAAUAGACCUCCCUCAACCCCGCACCGUAACUAUGCUCGAUGGGUCGAGCCCCCAGGCUGGAAAGAUUUGGAAGAAAGCUCACCUAACCUUCCUAUUUGAUGGUAAACGAAUGACCAAGACCUUCCUUAUAUGCAACACCGGAUCUCACGCCGCCAUCUUGGGACUAAAAUGGUUGGACGCACACAACCCAGAAAUCAAUUGGAACGCGCGAACCCUCUCCUUCCCCCAUACACCACCAGAACACGUGGCCAUUGCCGAGGAAGAGGAAGCUGAUCAGAAUCCCCUUGAAGGAGUACCCCCAAAAUAUCACCAGUACGCCAAGGUAUUUGGGGAGGAAGAAUUCAACAAGCUUCCCCCACAUCGGCAUUACGACAUUGCCAUUGAACUAACGGAAGAAGGGCCCCUCAAUUCCCCGUUAUAUAGCAUGACUGAUGCCGAAUCCUCCACACUCAAGGAUUGGCUCAGGGACGAACUCAAGGCGGGGAAGAUCCGCCCCAGCAAGUCAUCAAUCAGUUCCCCUGUCAUGUUUGUACCCAAAAAGGAUGGUUCCCGUUGGCUUGUGGUUGAUUACCGCCGCCUCAAUAGUCGGACAAAGAAGAAUGUGUACCCGUUACCUCGUCCAGAUGACCUCAUGGCCCAGCUCCGUGGUGCCAAGAUCUUCACCAAGCUAGACCUGAGAUGGGGUUACAACAAUGUCCGUGUUAAGGAGGGCGACGAAUGGAAAACCGCAUUCCGCACUAAGUAUGGCCUGUACGAGUCUCUUGUCAUGACCUUUGGUUUAACCAACGCCCCUGCCUCAUUCCAACACUUCAUGAACAAAUUAUUCAAGGAUCUAUUGGAUGUAUGCGUCAUCAUUUAUCUUGAUGACAUCCUAAUUUACUCAAAGGAUGACGCAACCCACACCCAGCAUGUUCAUGAAGUAUUACGGCGGUUAAUGGCAAACCAAUUGUUCUGCAAGGCGUCAAAAUGCACGUUCCAUGUCACAUUGGUGGAAUACUUGGGAAUUAUUGUGUCAGACAAAGGUUUUAGUCUGGACAAACUCAAGAUUCGGGCAGUUCAGGAAUGGCCCACGCCUACCAAGGUCAAGGAAGUGCAGUCUUUCCUAGGGUUUGCCAACUUCCUCCGCCGUUUUGUGGCCAAUUUCAGCCAUAUAGCCAGACCGUUGCAUAAUUUGGUGAAAAAGGACACGCCUUGGAAAUGGGAUACCAGAGAACAGGAAGCUUUUCAGGGACUCAAGGAUGCUAUCACAAACGCCCCUGUACUCUGCCAUGCAGACCCCACCAAGCCUUACUUCUUAGAAACGGAUGCUUCCGGCGCAGCACUAGGUUCCAUAUUGAGCCAACGCCAAGAAGACGGCCGCCUACACCCCCUAGGGUUUCUGUCAGAAUCAUUCAAAGGCGCGGAACUGAAUUACGAUACACAUGACAAGGAAUUACUGGCAAUCAUCCGCUCCUUUGAAUACUGGCGUAUCUUCUUAGAGGGAACCUUACACCCCGUCACUGUGUUCACCGACCACCGCAACUUAGAAUAUUGGAAGGAGUCCCGCACGUUCAACCGCCGCCAUGCCAGAUGGCAUCUACUGCUAGCCGGAUAUAACUUCCAUAUUGUAUACCGCCCAGGUAAACAAUCUGGCAAGCCAGAUGCCCUAUCACGCCGAUCAGAUCACGCGGACAUCCCACCCGAACCACAGACCAUGCUACCGGAUCCUGUAUUCGCUAACGUUGCCCUAGUUAUUCCUGAAAAAGAGCUGCAACGCCAAAUUGAAGCAUCCUUGGAUCAGGACGAAUCCCUGGAGGAAAUACUCCAAUUCCUACAGAACAAGUCAAAGGCCCCGCCCUCCAUCAAACAAGCCUUCAAGGAUUACCAAAUGGAGGCGGGCCUACUCUUCUAUCAGGGAAGGAUUGUGGUACCAGAUACCGGGACUCUACGGACAGACUUACUCCGCAUAUUCCACGACAGCCCUCUGGCCAGGCACCCGGGUAGACAACGAACAUUGGAACUAGUCUCUAGGAACUACUAUUGGCCUGGAAUCCGCGCAGAUACUUACUGGCACGUAGAUUCCUGUGAAACUUGCCAACGAAUCCGCAAACCAAAGUAUGCUUCCAUUCCCCCGCAACCGUUAGAACUGCCGUCUUGCCCCUGGCAACACAUAUCCUACAACAUGAUUGUUGACCUACCCAAGGACGGAGCCUACGACUCAAUACUGGUCAUUGUGGACAGUUUCACCAAAUACGUAAUACUGGUGGAAUGUUCCAAGAAGUUAAAAGCUCCCGAAUUGGCAGAUCUUUUCCUACGACAUGUCUGGAAGAAAUACGGAAUGCCGGAGAAAACAAUAUCCGAUCAAGGAAGGGUCUUCAAUAACAAAUUCCUCAGGGCGUUGUACAAACAAUUAGGAAUAGACCCCCACUUCUCCUCAGCCUACCACCCGCAGAGCGAUGGACAAACGGAACGGGUAAACCCCACGGUUGAGCACUUCCUAAGGGCUUAUUCAGGGAUCAACCAAAGGGAUUGGGUCAGAUGGUUACCGAUGGCAGAAUUUGCGUACAACAACGCAGUACACAGUAGUACUGGCAAAUCCCCAUUCAAAGCGCUACAUGGAUGGGAACCCUCACUUACUCCAAGCAACGUCCCUACCGAUGUCCCCGAAGCGGACGACGUAGCCUCCCAGAUGGAAUCCCAGUGGCGGGAAAUAGAAGCAGCACUCCGGCAAUCAAAAACACGCAUGACAGCCGGAGAAACAGGAGAACCAAUCAGUUUUGAAGUAGGAGAAGAGGCCUGGCUAGACGCCAGGAACGUAAAACUAAAGACCCUGAGUCCCAAGUUAACGGAACAACGGCUAGGCCCCUUCAAAAUAACCAAAAAGAUCUCCAACCGUGCUUACCGCCUAGAACUCCCGCCAUCUAUGAGAAUCCAUAACGUCUUCUACGUGGGACUACUGUCAAAAGUGAGAAGGGACGAUAAACGCGCAUUUGAAAACCGGCCGCCCCCGGUCACCGUGGACGGGGAGGAAGAAUACAAAGUGGAAGGAAUCGUGGACAUGGAAAAUAGGAACGGAAAGUGGUUUUUUAGGGUUAAAUGGAAAGGCUACGGAUCAGAGGAAAAUACCUGGGAACCAAGGGAAAACCUCAAAAACGCCGAAAAAAUCCUGAAAAAAUUCGAAAAGGAAAUGAAGGAAAAGGCCCUCGGCGCCGCCAAGGCCCUUAAAGGGGGGGCAGUGUCGUAG
This is a messenger RNA of Rhizoctonia solani, 4527 nucleotides long. RefSeq names its product Retrotransposable element Tf2 protein. Gene Ontology annotation, molecular function: zinc ion binding; nucleic acid binding. The transcript has 2 exons. The record is from RefSeq and is a predicted model, not a curated record. Gene Ontology annotation, biological process: DNA integration. NCBI's taxonomy places the organism in Eukaryota, Fungi, Basidiomycota, Agaricomycetes, Cantharellales, Ceratobasidiaceae. Bases 1 to 4527 code for a protein of 1508 amino acids.